Molecule: messenger RNA, 1956 nt
Organism: Cottoperca gobio
Lineage: Eukaryota; Metazoa; Chordata; Actinopteri; Perciformes; Bovichtidae
Product: serine/arginine-rich splicing factor SR45-like
Exons: 4
Coding region: 189-770 (193 amino acids)
Source: RefSeq, a predicted model, not a curated record
GAUAUACAGUGGCGUGCUUUGAUUUAACUGAACGCUUAAGCUAACUCCGUUGGACACUUGUUUACCCCCCUGACCGCUGGAGUCGACUUCCCUCCCCUUUUUAAUUACCAUUUUCCAACGAUGAGAAAACGCUCGCGCGGGCGCCUUAAUAGGAAGCAUCCUCUGUCACACUGCUGCAUGAGCAGUGUAUGGAGGUUAGGAUGACGGGACCUCGGGCAGACACGGGAACACAGCCAGAGGCAGCCAUGAGCCCUCCGCGGCGAUCAUCAAGCCCUCCACGCCGAUCAUCAAGCCCUCCACGCCGAUCAUCAAGCCCUCCACGCCAAUCAUCAAGCCCUCCACGCCAGUCAUCAAGCCCUCCACGCCGAUCAUCAAGCACUCCACGGCGGUCAUCGAAUUCCCCUGAUGACAGGCCCCCCACUGAGAACGUGCAGAUGAACAACAGUAGCAACUCCGGCGUGAUUCUGGACAUCUCGGCUCUCAAGAUGGCGGAAGUGGACUCUGAGGUGCCGCCUCUUCCACCUCGCUAUCGCUUCAGGGACUUGCUGCUGGGGGACCAGACAUUUCAGAAUGAUGACAGGCAGGAUGCUGAUGGGAGUAAUGUCGACAGAGUGAGGAGUGUUAAUUGGUCACUGAAUCAACUGACACCUCCUAGUGAGUCAAAUAGUGACACUUGGAAUGGAGACCCAGCACCGACGCAAGUUCUGCUGUCGAGCAACAGCUCGUCCCAGACACAGAUCAUUCACUCGUGUUGCCGUGAAAAUCUCUAACAUGACAGCUUUACAGCAGCACAGAGGAGGCCUUGUUUUUAGCUUUCUAAUCAUCUAUUUCUAAGUUGUUAAAAUGAUUCUGAUACAUUUCAUAAAACAAAGUUGUUGAAUUUUCUGAAGACACAGGUGUUCCCCAGAACAAAGUCAUGUUAUUAUAUAAGGUGAGCGGUUGUAUCUCCUUUUGUUAUAGGGAUGUUUUUUCAGUCCAUACACAUAUCACAGAACCAAACUCCAAAUGGAAUAAAUAGACGACACUUGUACACUGAUGCUGGCAGCAGCAGCUGUUUGAUUGCGCUGAUUCUGUGGCAGAGGCGACUGCUGGGAUUUGACGCUUGAAUGAUUUUCCAUCUGAGUUUAUGGGGCUGAUAAGAUGGAGAGCAAAGACAAAAGGGGAGAUAAGGAGCAGAAGGAGCACAAAUCCCAGAGGAAGGGAAAGAGGAAGAUGGAGUAGAUGGCAGAUAGAAGAUAGAAGAGAAAUGAGGCAGAUGAGGGAUAUGUAGAGGAUAAUUAGGUCCAAUAAGUCAUGGAGGACUGAGUGUUUACACUGCAGGCCCUCUUGCUCCAUGCCAAGUUCCUGCUCAUUUUACGUACAGGAUGGUAGUUUAGUGUUUGUGUAUCUGUUUAUACAGGUAUAGAUGUAAAUAAUGCGUUAUGUUUCUUGAUAUAGUAUAACUUAUGGUACGGCUGGCUCAAUAUUUAUGAUGAUAUGAACAUUAUAAUAUCAUUCCACUACCAAAAACAACUAAAAUCAGAUUUGACAAUUGUAUUACUGGGCUCUUCCUGACUUCUUAAAUGGAAAACAAUCUUGUCUUUUAAAUAAAGACAAUAACAAUAAAUCACCUGUUCAUUAGUUGACUAAUUGGUCGUUUCGGUCUUUAUAUGACUAAGAUUUCUUUAGUUGACUAGUACUUUUUUAAUGCUUUUUCUUGCUGUAUGACUCAUUUCCAAGAAACUUCUGAACACAUCUCUGGUAAACACAAGAUUUAAAGUGGAGAUUUUCCAAUUCUUUGUAGAGAAACUCUGUUUUACAAGAAGGAUAAUCAUUUUAUAAUAUACAAGUGCCACAUUUCUCAUGUCAAAGCUCUAUUUGAAUGUUUUGGAAAGAGUUCACCUGGAGUCACAGAUGUCCCAUGGGAAUUUCAAAAUAAAGGCAUAUCUUAAAGAUGAUGAUGUGUAUCGAUGUUUU